Molecule: messenger RNA, 1770 nt
Organism: Branchiostoma belcheri (Belcher's lancelet)
Lineage: Eukaryota; Metazoa; Chordata; Leptocardii; Amphioxiformes; Branchiostomatidae
Exons: 7
Coding region: 234-1238 (334 amino acids)
Molecular function (GO): protein dimerization activity
Source: RefSeq, a predicted model, not a curated record
UAAUGCAGCUUUAAGUUGGCAACUCAGUCGUUACAGAGCGGAUGAUGAUCUACCUCCUUGUAGGAAACAUUCGAGCGAGGAUUUUCGGCCCGUCCUGGGGUGACCCCCUGCGGUGUAACGUUUCACCGCACCUGCACCUGACAGCACCUGCAAACUUUCCUGAUGCCCGGCUGAGUGAAAUUUAAACGAUCUAAACCAACUUUUACCUAAUUUCUUUCACGAUUUGGUCGACUAUGGACGCCAAGGUGGAUCUUUUGUCCAUUGCGGAAGAGGAUGUGGAAAGGUUUCUGUUUUGUGCGGAGUCCCGUACCGACACGCCUCCCCCUAAACCUGCCGGCCUGCAGAACGCCAAGCGCCGAAGAACUCGCCGCCGAGGCCCGAUCAGCAGCAAAGCGGGUCCCUGGAGAAGGAAGAUGUUGAGGCAGGGAGUGAACGGGAAGAUGACGGUUCGGGACGGCCUGAGCAGGAUCAAAACUCUGGUCCCGUACGUGGCUGAGCAGCCUGCGGCAUCCGUAUCCGACAUGUCAGAGCUGGAAAUCAUCCACAGUGCGACUCGCUACAUCACAGAACUGGAGGUGCAACUGAUGAAGUUGAGAACAGGGAAGACGAGUGGAAGGCAUGUCAAGAAUACAUCAGGAUCCCCCUCCAAACAUUUGGUAGACUCCUCUACCUCAACCACUGUACAUGAAUCGCAGACACUUACAGUUGCAAGCCCAGUCCCAAGCCCCUUCAAGAAAUCAGAGCAAUGUCCCAAGGCAAGAAUGGACAUAGUUAAGAAAGAAGCAGUCAAGAACAAUACAGGUUUUCCUGGCAAGAACUAUUUCAACGUUCCUGACAUGGAAGACUUCAAGUCUGGAGAUGAGAGGCUGGUUAAGGAGGACUUGACCGUACUGAUGUCGCUGGACAAUGGGGUGGACAGCUGUUCGUCCAGUGACUCUGUGUCCUCCCCGCUGGCCGCAGGUGCUGAAGGUGUGGACUGUGGUCAGCUGCUCAGGGACACAGAUGUACUCCUCUUCCCUGACACCUUCUUCACCCAGCUGAAUGAACUGCUCCCUAAAGACCUGAACACCCCUAGCGAUACGAUGGAAUCACCCACCGAUACAACCUUUCCAGUUCAAGAUGAGGAGAAAAGGAUCAUGGGUAAUGUGAGCGACACACCUGCAACCAAGAUGGAGUAUGUGUUUGAAGACAGUCUGGAGAUUGAAGAAUUUCAGACGACAGGUCUUGAGGAGGACUAAGAUAUUUCAAGAUUGGGCCUUGAAGAAGAUGGCACAUACAAAGGGUGUGCUGAAUAAAAAUUGGUCAGGUUAUGCUUCCCAUGGUCUAGCAGGUUUUGAGAGAAAGCAAGAUGAAAGAAAAAAGUGACCCCGAAUCAUAGCUGUUAUAAAUGUUUUUGACAUUACAAACAGUUGAGUGUGGAGUUUAUAUUGUUAAAUUUAUGAGGUUAUCAUUUUACAUUCUGGUUGCCAAAUUUGGUGAUGUAAGAGGAACCUACAUGUAACUUUUAAAUCUUAAUAGUGACAAAUGCCUAUAAAGGACAUGCGUAUCUUCCAUGAAUUUAACUCUUAAACCUAUUUUUACAGCUGAACAUCUUUCAUGAGUAAUACAUGUAUGAUACUUUGUAAUUGUAUCUGUCAAUUCAAGUUGAAUUUUAAAGUUAUGAAAUGUUGCAGAUUCAAUGAAAUACAACUUAUGUUAUGCUAAUGAAAUACAAAUAAUGUAAAGACAUGAACUGUUCUUUGUAGAUAUCAAUGGUUCUUCUAAUGUUCC